CAAGCGCAGCCACUUCCGAAACUUACCCGACAACGAUCUCCGAACCAAGUGACACAACGCUCAGCAGCUGACUGUCGCGACAUCGACGGACUUCAUAGAUGCGAACACUUCCGCGGUCUCUUUGGUAUCUUAUACAUGCAAUACUCGCUAUUAAUGCACAAGAGUCACUUACUCUCAAUACCUUAUAUUCCUUUUCCGGAGCAUCUCUGUCUAGUGAUCCCACAUUUUCUCUUCCACAAGCUCAGCAGCUGACGUUUUUGGUGAAUAACAACACAGCGUCUACCAGUACCACCGAUGUUUUUGAAAUUCCAUUGCAGAGCGGAUUCGGGAACUGGACUGGCACUGCACAACAAGGUGGAUCAUUAGUAGUACAAAAUGUCGGUCAGACCUCAUUCCAAGUUGCCGCAUCGACAGGAGCUCUUGUGCAUGAACUAAUUCCUGCACUCCCGUUCCUCGGAGAUACUACCAAUACUCAGGCUCUGAUAUUUUCGCCUCCAAUAUCACCCAUCGAAUCCUCACCGUCCAUGUAUCCCAACUACACUCUUCCUCCUGCCAAUCUUUCAAUUCCUUCACCGCCGUCAUCGCCCCCCGCAUUCUCUCUCGUCAUUGCGCCCACUUCCUCUGGUCUUGCUUCUGGCAUGCAGACAGCAUGUAGCAUCAACUCUACUUCCUCCUCAGGCUUGGUAGUAAGCAACGAUCUCUGGCUGCGCAAUAAUUACGGCACGAACUACACUGCAUAUGUUAUCCAGGACCAGGUAAAAUUGAGCGGACCAAUAUAUUUCACUACCAAAUCUCCAUCAUUCCCCUGCCCCCUCGUGCACUCCCUUCCAUUUUGUCCAUCUACAUCAUACGCUGUUCCUCUUCCCUUCCCUCAAUCCCCUGCAUCAUCCUACGACUCUUCAAAUCUCCCACAGAGCGUAUCAGAUCCCCUUCUUCAGUAUAUGACUAACUUUACGACCAUGCUUCUCACAUUUGCAUGCGGGCGCGACCUAUACUCUCCCUUGCAGACCUGUGAAAGCUGCCAGGAAGCAUACCGCACUUGGUUAUGCUCCGUGUCCUUCCCGCGAUGCGCCGAGCCCCCAUCAAGUUCUUCGCCAUCAUCCCCGACGCCGGCAUUGACUCUGCCUCAGAACGGCGGCUCGAACGCACGGAACCAUUUCCUGCCCAAUGUUACAUUUUCAUACCAGACGGUCUUGCCCUGUCUGGAAGUUUGCAGUGCUGCUGAUCGCUCAUGUCCAACUUUCUUGGGGAUGAAGUGUCCGACUCCACGGUUUAAUGCGGCGUCGAGCUACGGUGUCGGAUUUAUCGAUGACGUGGAACAGGAUCGGUGGGGAAACGUGUGGUGUAACCCUAGUUGAACUGUGGUAUCACAAACAGAGACAAAGGCGCCGAGUAAAUCUGUGAACUACAGUAUGCGAAAAUAUAUAGAGCUAAAAGCAAAUCAUUAAUGCUGUGUAAAAUGUUGCUGAGAGAAUGUAUGAGGAUGUGCCAGUGGGUAUUGAUAUAUAGAUGGACUGCGAAGUCCGUGACUCGCCGGAUGUGGGGGUUGAGCGAAAAAAUAUGGUGAAUGCAGUGUGAGACGAUGGAUGUUUGAAAUGUGGUAGUAGCGCAUGCCCAGGCUGGGAGGAACUGGAAGUUGCAGGAAGUUCUGGUGGCAAAUUCUAUGAGCUGAAGCUGCUGACGCUGUGGCGGCAC
Suillus subalutaceus is the source of this 1695-nucleotide messenger RNA. RefSeq names its product stretch-activated cation channel Mid1. The transcript has 6 exons. Gene Ontology annotation, biological process: calcium ion import across plasma membrane. Bases 99 to 1358 code for a protein of 419 amino acids. Lineage: Eukaryota; Fungi; Basidiomycota; Agaricomycetes; Boletales; Suillaceae. Gene Ontology annotation, molecular function: protein binding; calcium channel activity. The record is from RefSeq and is a predicted model, not a curated record.